This is a messenger RNA of Sipha flava (yellow sugarcane aphid), 1518 nucleotides long. RefSeq names its product zinc finger protein 568-like. Lineage: Eukaryota; Metazoa; Arthropoda; Insecta; Hemiptera; Aphididae. The record is from RefSeq and is a predicted model, not a curated record. Gene Ontology annotation, cellular component: nucleus.
CCGCGCCUCCUUCGCUCCACCCUCAUUGCACCCUUCGCGGACGCGACAUCGGCAGCCGCCCGAGGACCGGAACAGGUUGCACCACUUGCCGACCAGCGAGCGACCGUCCAGCAGGUCCUCCGACCGUAAAGCACAGUACGCGCACCAGUACCCGGAUACAGUUUCCACGCCGACCGCCGUACAACCGAGCAUGGACCAGCCGACCGACGGCGAGCGCGGGACGCGCGCCGUGGCCGCUGCCUACCUGCCGGCCAACUGCUGCACGGCGCCCGUCGACGUGGCCGACGUGCUCAGGAGUCACAACGUGCACCGACGAGCAGAUCGGUCGCAAGAAGAUCACCCGCCACCACCUUGUUCCGGCAACAGAAAGUACAAGAUGCUGGUGUCCGCGAACGACGAGGGACGUUUGGUGUGCGAGAACGCGCCGUCGUCCCGCUGUCCCGCCGCGGCCGGUUGCAGCUGUUGGAUACUGUCCGUGCCGCUGGCCGAAGACUGUCACACGUACAACUGUCGGCUCGCGCUGCUGGCCGCCAGCGGCACUGUCGUACUGCACACCACCGCCGCCGUGCUGCCCGGACAGCCGCUCAAGAUGUGGUUCCCGCAUGAUCUGCAGCUGAUGCUGCACGUGCCCUUUCUCACGCCCGUCAACAUAAGAGACGAGAGGAUGUACGUGUGCCACGAGUGCGGUUACGCGUGCGAGAAGCCCAACCCGCUGAAGGGGAGAUCGGCUUUCCGGCCGUACUCGCCCGAGUCGUCGGCCAGCAGCGACGGCGGCGGAUGUGCGCCACCACCGAUGACGUCCGGCCCGUCGCCCACGGGCCGGACGCCGUUACCCCCGUACGAACGCGGCGGCGGCGGCGGCGGCGUCCAUGACGGAGACGCGGCGUUCUUCGAUCGGCGGUGCGCCGAGAUGGAGACCAUAGUCAGCAACCUCGGCCAUUCCGACCAAGGUCACCUGUGCAUAUACUGCGGAAAAGUCUACUCCCGGAAGUACGGGCUCAAGAUUCACAUCAGGACCCACACCGGUUUCAAGCCGCUGAAAUGCAAGUACUGCUACCGACCGUUCGGCGAUCCGAGCAAUUUGAAUAAGCACGUGCGACUACACGCCGAAGGAGACACACCGUACAAGUGCGAUUGUUGCGGCAAAAUACUGGUGCGCAAAAGGGACUUGGACAGGCACAUGAAGUCAAGGCACGCGCGGACAAUGCCGAAAAGCUUGUUUAAAAUGCACGUGCCCGUGUGAACGACCGCGUGUGUUUACAUUUUAUUUUUGCCCGAAAAACGGUCUACUCUGAUGCGGAAUUAAAAAAAAGUUGUUAUUUCGUUUGUGAUAUUUUCAAAUAGUUUAAAAAUAAUUUAGCGUAUAAGUAAUGUUUAAAGACCCACACGGUUUAACAUGGUUAUUGUAAUACUACGAUUCAACCUGAAAAACUAUUAUUUUUUUUAUUUUCACUUGAACUAUGAACGCUUUAAUUCAUAAUGAUAUCCAUACAUAGUACAUUGAAAAUGAUAUGUCAU